GACAGACGCACGGAGUGCAUAGAGACGCAGAGUACAGAGAGAGUGAGUGAAUAAACAACACAGCAGACAAUGAGUGAGUGAGAGACAGAGAGAGAGUGUGUGCGUGUAACCUGAGAGACUCUGAAGAAAAGGGUUUCAGAAAGUGCGUACGGACGCUUCUACGAUGAAGAUUAUUGUUUAGAAAAAGAAAACAAAAUAAAUAUUCACAUUGAAACCCGUGUAAAGACAAACAACAAAAAUCAUGCUGCUUUAUCAUAUUUUUUAACUCAUGUUUGUGGUUUUAUCUAUUUGGGUUUGUUUUAAACCUUGUUUAGGAUAAUAAUCUACCCAGAAUCACCGAGACUGCCAAUCGUGUACAGUUCUGCUACUAGCAAGAUGAUUCCAUCUGGAUCGCCGACACCGAUUGGUGGUGCCCAGUCUAUUUCACCUGUGUUCCUUCGAUCGAACUCUGCCAUUUUAGGAUCUCAAGGGGGUUUGUUGCCUCCACAACCAGCAUUUUCUUCAGUUGGACCUCCACGUGCACAGUCUAACUUGGAUUUUCUUGGACAUACAUCCAACAUUUCAUCUCUGCUCAAUCAAACAUUUGGCAGUGGGGGAUUGAACACCAGCACCUCUGGUUUGGGGGGUUUUCAACAAGGAAGUGUUGGUACCACUCCCGGGUCUGAUCCUCGUUCGGCAGCAGCAAAUGACUGUGGUUUCACUCCUUCUCCUUCAUAUUUUGCCCCAUCAAACAUAACAAAUUCUGGUUCAUCUGAUCAAGUUCAAAAUUCUCAACUACCAGCCUCUUCUGGAAACUCAAUGCUGCAGUCAUCUGUUUCUCACAGCCAACUGCAGCAACAUCAACUGCGGCAGCAACAGCAGCAAUUCCAGUAUAUUCAAGGUGGUUUAGGGGGUGUGCGCGCUGUCAAGUUGGAGGCGCAGAUGUUGAAUGAUCAGAUUGCCCCUCAGAAGCAGCUGCAGUCUCUGCAUAAUCUUGGUCCAGUGAAGCUAGAGCCUCAACAGAACCAGAUAGGAAGACGCAUACGACCAGUCAAAUUAGAAGAUCAACAUUCUGAUCAAGCAAUGCUUUUGCAGCAGCAACAGCAACAGCUGCAUUUUCUUCAAAUGUCUGGGCAGUCUUCUCAAGCUGCCACUACAAAGAUGAAGUUUUUGCAACCGCAGCGAAUUCUACAGCGGCAACAACAAGAGGAUCAAGAGCUAUUCAAGACUCUUCCUCAGCAACGGUGCCAUCCACAGCAACAGCAGAAUUUUCCCAUUAGAUCUGCCAUGAGACCAGUCUAUGAACCAGGAAUGUGUGCUCGUCGUUUGACACAAUACAUGUAUCAGCAGCAGCACCGACCAGAAGAUAACAAUAUUGAAUUUUGGCGAGAAUUUGUUGCUGAAUUUUUCACUCCAAAUGCCAAGAAGAAGUGGUGUGUUUCAUUGUAUGGAAAUAGCCACCAAACAAAUGGCGUUUUCCCUCAGAAUUUGCUGGAUUUAUGGCACUGUGAAAUAUGCAAUUGCAAGCCUGGUCGUGGUUUUGAAACAAGUGUUGAGGUUCUGCCCAGGCUAUUCAAAAUCAAGUAUGAUAGUGGUACUUUACAAGAGCUUCUUUAUGUUGAUAUGCCCCAUGAAUACGAGAAUACAUCUGGUCAAAUUGUCCUGGACUAUUCAAAAGCAAUACAAGAAAGUGUUUUUGAGCAGCUUCAUGUUGUACGAGAUGGUCAUCUUCGUCUUACCUUUUCUUCAGAUCUGAAGAUUUGCUCUUGGGAGUUUUGUGCACGGCGUCAUGAGGAGCUUAUCCCUCGAAGGAUAAUAAUACCCCAGCUUAGUCAGGUUGGAGCUGCUGCGCAAAAAUAUCAGGUAUCUGCUCAAAAGGCAUCAACCAGCUCAUCUUCACUAGAUUUACGAAGGAAUUGUAAUAUGUUUGUUGCAUCUGCUUGUCAAUUAGCAAAAACCUUGGAGGCGCCUUUAGUUAAUGAUUUAGGGUAUACAAAGAGAUAUGUUCGAUGCCUUCAGAUAGCUGAGGUGGUUCAUAUUAUGAAGGAUCUGAUUGAUUACAGCCAAGAGACAGGCAAGGGACCCAUGGAAAGUUUAGCAAACUUCCCUUGUGGGAUUAGCUCGCGUAAUUCAGCUCAAACAACUGGGGAGUGGCUGCUGAUGCAGCAGCAAAUUACAGGACAGAACUUAAUAAAUGAUCGUUCAUUACCGGGAACUUUCAUGCAGCCUUCUGCAAGCGAUUGUGUUACAAGUGUAAACAAUUCCCUGUCCACAACGUCCACAUUGACAUCUGCUACCACCAUUGUUGGACUUCUCUGUGAGAAUUCCAUGAACUCUGGGCAUGAAAGUCAAAUGAACAAUCCAAGCAGUCCCUAUUCUGGGACCCAUGUUCAGAUUCCAUCUGCAGGGUCCUCAACCACGCUGCCUCCAGCUCAAUUCAAUCCCUCUUCUCCCUUCUUAUCUCCAACUCCAUCCUCCUCCAGCAACCCCCCUCAGACUCCUCAAAAUGCCUUAACAUCUUCAGUGAAUUCACCAGCACGAAUCGCACUACAGCAUACAGCUCAGUCAAAGGAGGCCAACCAUGAAUCCCAAAGAUCUGUUGAGAAAAUCAUACAAGAAAUAAUGCAUUCGUCACAAUAUAGCAGAGAGGGUGGUAGCAUGGCCUCUGCUGGAUCCUUGCGGAGUUAUAUGAACAAUGUGAUUGGGCUUAGCAGUUCACUCGCCAGUACCAACUCCCCUGUGGGGAAUGGAGGUGUCAAUAACAAUGCAGGUGUUCCUGGUGAAGGAUUUGGUAACUUUGGUGUUGGGGUUGGUCUCUCUACCGCUGCUACUGGAAUAAGAGUUUCCAUGGGGAAUAACUCUGGCACUUUGACUGGAAGGGUAGGUGUGCCAUUGAUGCCUUCGGAUAAUAGCUUGAACCUUCUUCAGCAACCGGAGUUGGCUAACAGGUUGCAUAAUGGGCUUGGAGCAAUAAAUGGCUUCAAUGAUGUCCAAUUUAAUUGGAAAUACCCCUAGAGAGGCUUGUUAGAUUGCUCAUUGUGAAAAUGGGACUUGUUUCUAUGGUAAUACAAGGUGCUUGAGCCAUGUGUGUCUGAGAUUGCUCUAUACCAUUUGGAGGUCUCAUGCAAUGGUACAAGGGAUUCUCCCAUCCAGUACUAAAUACACAUAAAAUCUACAAGGGAAAUGGGUCUCUUGUUGCAGCAGUUGCGGUGACCUGGCUGUCUGCUAGUCAACUUGGAGAAAGUAAAAGCCUGACCUUUCUUGCACUCUAAUUUAUGGUACAAAAAGGUGACUCCUAUAUGCUUUUUACCACCUUCAAAUUUGCUCCAUUGUGAUUUUGGAAAGGGAUAGUUAGAAUUGUAUAUGAGCCCCUCCUGUUUUGUUGAUGAAAGAUCAAAGAAGAUCAGAUCUUGAUAUCUGGUUCUCAAUUUUUUUGAUCUCAUCUUCUACAGUUGGUUUUAAUGGAUUUUUGUUCCCACUUCAAGUUA
Corylus avellana is the source of this 3467-nucleotide messenger RNA. Its product is annotated as transcriptional corepressor SEUSS. The record is from RefSeq and is a predicted model, not a curated record. Lineage: Eukaryota; Viridiplantae; Streptophyta; Magnoliopsida; Fagales; Betulaceae.